Molecule: messenger RNA, 1432 nt
Organism: Ochotona curzoniae (black-lipped pika)
Lineage: Eukaryota; Metazoa; Chordata; Mammalia; Lagomorpha; Ochotonidae
Product: kelch domain-containing protein 4-like
Exons: 5
Molecular function (GO): protein binding
Source: RefSeq, a predicted model, not a curated record
GAGGCCUGUGCAGCACCGUGGGCCUCUCCUUGCGCGUCACCUCGAGAGGGCCCCUGGUGGCGUCCACCGCUGCUGCCAUGCGGUUCUCACGGCCCUUUCCUCCUGCAGAGAGUCAAGAAGGAUGUGGACAAGGGCACCCAGCACUCGGACAUGUUCCUGCUCAGGCCGGAGGACGGCAAUGAAGGCAAGUGGCUCUGGAGCCGCAUCCACCCUUCUGGAGUCAAGCCCAGCCCCAGGUCCGGCUUCUCGGUGGCCGUGGCCCCAAACCAGCAGACACUGCUCUUCGGAGGGGUGUGUGACGAGGAAGAGGAGGAGCGCCUGGAGGGCGACUUCUUCAACGACCUGCACUUCUAUGACGCCAACAAGAACCGCUGGUUCGUGGGGCAGCUGAAGGGCCCCAAGUCGGACAGGAGGAGGCCAAGGCGGGGGAGAAAAGAGGCCCUGGAAGGAGCCUGUGAGCCUGCGCACGGGGGUACCAGCACCCCGCAGCCUCUGGAGGUGGUCAGAGAGCUGGUGGCCGAGGACGGGACUGUGGUCACCAUCAAGCAGACGCUUCCGGCCCCAGCUCCGGCGGCACAGCCCCAGGAGGAGGACGAGGACAGUGCUGGGGGGGCCGGUGGCCCUGAGGUUGGGCCCAGCCCACGCUCUCACGCUAUGCUGGCCGUGAAGCACGGCAUACUCUAUCUCUAUGGGGGCAUGUUUGAGGCUGGUGACCGCCAGGUCACCCUCGGGGACCUGUACUGCCUGGACCUGCACCGGAUGGAGGAGUGGAAGGUCCUGGUGGCCCUGGACCCUGACACUCAGGAGUGGCUGGAGGAAACGGACUCAGACGGGGACAGCGAGGAAGCCGAGAGCUCCGAGGACUCAGAGGAGGACAGCGGGGGGCAGGAGGAAGAGCCCCAGCACACGGAGCUGGCGCCAGAGAGAGAGCACGCACAGCACGGGGCCCGGCCCCCAGCGCCCUGCCCAGGACUCGGCACUGCCAGGUGAAGGCCACCAGUGAGCAGCGGCGGCAGAGCAGCGUGGCGGCAGGUUGCCGGGCUGUCCCUGGAUCCCCUUCCUUUCCUCUGGCCGUGCGCGGCUCGCGUGACCCUGCUGUAAUAAAAGCCGGCUUCCUGGGCCUCGUGGGUUCUUCCUGCUGCAGGUUCUGAUGAACCCCCUGCUUGUUAAGCAGGAUGUGGCUGCUGUGAUGCCGGAAGUCACCACAGCCAGCAAGGGUCCACCACAUUGCUGGUCUGAGUUCUCUGUAAGGGAAGUCCCCCUCUGCCUGCCGGCCUCUGCUGUGGGUCUGCUCCGUGGGUCUCAGGACAUUCCCCUGUCCCUGGUAGGCUUUUGGGAAUGUGCCCUGCAGGUACGCGGCGGCUGUUGGCAGAAGGCACUAGGUGGGAGGGAAGGCAAGGCAGCGUUCAUCUCCCUGCCAGCCCUCACGCGC